AUGUUUGACAUUAAACAGGGCGUCCAACCUGCGAGACUGGUGGAAAAAGUUGUUGGUGUAACACAGAAUGUAACACAACUUGAGAAAGACAAUGAAGUGUACAAGAAGGUUGACGAGGCAAUGAGACAACUGGAGAAGGAUGAUGGGGUUGACCGGGAGGUGGAAGAACAAGCAAUGCCUUUGGAGACAGAGAAAGGUGUAUUCGUGGAGAAGAGACAACCAGGAACGCGUUCAGAGAAAUUAGUUAAGGUUGAACACAAUGUGGCUCAGUCAGACACGGUUCUAGGAGACGCUGUAUUUGACCAAAAGAAAAAUGAAGUUGAACAGAGCUUAACACAAGCAGGAAAGCCUUUGGAGACAACAAGUGAAGUUGAGAGGAAGGUACGCCAUCCAGAAAAAGUCCUGUUGAAGAACAUUGAGGAUAAAAAACAGCCAGUGAAACGUACGGAGAAGUCUAUUGGGGAUGAAACACUUAACGUGCUAGAAGAGAAGUCUACAGGACAGAAGGUCAAAGUAGAAGAAGAUGAACUGUUCAAACCACCAGUUAGAUCUAAAGCGAAGGUAGCAGUAGGAAAGGAACCACUUGGAUAUGAUACAAAGGAGAGCAUUGUCCAAUCAGUUAAACCUACUGCAAAUGACUCUGAGGACGACCAAAAACAAAGAGAUUUGAAACAAGUGUCCGCAGAGGCAGAGCAAGAGAAAAAUACACUUAAACUAGUGCCUUCUGUCGAUCAGCUGGAGAAACAAUCAUUAGCACAACCAGUAAAGACUUUAGAAAAAGAAGCCCCUCCAAAACCACCCGCAAGGACUAAAAGCAAAUCAAAGGGGGGAAUGGAAAAGCAAUCAUCAAGGGACACGGAGACGGAUCAAGACGAGCGUACGAUGCCAAGAGUUGUGGUGAAAACAACAGACGAUGAUCGGCCAAUGAAACAGUCUUGGAAAAAAGAGGUUGACGAGAAACCAAGAUUGGGGAGGAAACUAUCUUCAGCUACAGACACUGAGAUUGUUGAGAAGCUUAAGCAACCGGUGAAGGAUGCGGAGAAGUUUGCAAACGCCAAGCAACCGAUGAAACAACCAGUAAAACCAAUGAGAAAGGAACCCGAACUGGACCAGGACAUUAAACUGGCAGUCGAGCCGAUAAGAAGGCAAGAGGGUCAACAAACGACAAACGUUUCAGAAGGAAUUCCUCUCCUCUACAUUUCUGAAGAUGAAACGUUCUCAGAGGCUUUGACCGAGGUACCAUCGAACCACAGCAUCGUCCAACCUCCUGUCUCUUUUGUUGAUGGGUCAACCCAGCCUGCUACUCUUCCUCCAAUUACAGUACCCCAGAAAGAACAACCACCAAAUGAAGACUCCCAAGAAAUGGACAUCAGUGUUGAGGAUGAACCCCAAAUGCAAGAGGCUGCCGUCAGAAUCCAGGCAGCCUUUAAGGGCUUCAAAACCCGCAGAGACAUGCGACCCGUCUUCAAAGAGGUGUUUAAGAACCAGAGUGCAGAUCUUCAUGAUACGGUCACGCUGGUGUGUGUUGCCGAAGGAAAAACAAGCAUGGCGCGCUGGCUGAGAAACGGACAACAAAUAAUUAAUGAUCAGCGAUGCCGUGUCGAGACCACAGAUGAUGGUGUUUGCACUCUGGUGAUCAAGAACCUGACCCUGAUUGACAGUGGGGUCUACACAUGCGAGGUGGUGAAUAAGUUUGGUAUGACCUCAUACAAUGGAAACCUAACAGUAGUGCCGCCUCAGAAACCUGCUCCGAUAAACCAGAAACCUGUUCACCCUCUGCUUGCCGCCAUAAGUCCUCUGCAAGUUGCACCGCCGAAGCCUGAGGCAGAAACACAGACUCAGGACCUUCCUCAGACUCAGGAUGUUCCUCAGACUCAGACUCAGGGUCUUCCUCAGACUCAGACUCAUCCUCAGACUCAGACUCAGGGUCUUCCUCAGACUCAAACCGAGGUACCGUCAUCAGGUAUAGAUGCUGAAAACUAUGUCGAAAAUGAGAGUGUCUCUCUGUGGGAGUCCUAUAAUCUGACGGAGCUGGACUCUCAGAGGAGACUACAGGAGAGGAGAGGAUCCUCGCUUAUUGCUGCCAGCUCCAUGUCCAGUCCUUCGGAUUAUGACACGGCUCCGGAUAUGUUGGAACCUGUUGAUUCUGGUCCAGAUGUGCCAAGAGAAGUGACAAAAGCAGUCGAUCAAGCAUCUCCAAAAGAUGAUAAAGAACAGAUGGCUCCUACACCACUUCCCAAGACUCGACUUAAGUUCAAAGGUGGUCAUGAAAGUAAGAUGAGGGCACCGUCUCCCAAACACCACCGCACUCACACACCUCUCACCAGCACCGUCUCUGGAUCAGAGUCAGAGGGGGAGGAGGACAGACGAGAGCAGUAUUAA
Molecule: messenger RNA, 2382 nt
Organism: Notothenia coriiceps (black rockcod)
Lineage: Eukaryota; Metazoa; Chordata; Actinopteri; Perciformes; Nototheniidae
Source: RefSeq, a predicted model, not a curated record